This is a messenger RNA of Ochotona curzoniae (black-lipped pika), 1555 nucleotides long. RefSeq names its product NOP16 nucleolar protein (gene NOP16). The record is from RefSeq and is a predicted model, not a curated record. The coding region runs from base 57 to 590 and encodes 177 amino acids. The transcript has 5 exons. NCBI's taxonomy places the organism in Eukaryota, Metazoa, Chordata, Mammalia, Lagomorpha, Ochotonidae. Gene Ontology annotation, cellular component: nucleolus. Gene Ontology annotation, biological process: ribosomal large subunit biogenesis.
GAGUGUGUCCCCACGCGGUUGUGAGUGUGAUACCGGUGCGGUGGUCAGCGAGCGCGAUGCCCAAGGCCAAGGGCAAGACCAGGAGGCAGAAGUUCGGUUACAACGUCAACCGAAAGCGUCUGAACCGGAAUGCCCGUCGGAAAGCGGCGCCACGGAUCGAGUGCUCUCACAUCCGACAUGCCUGGGACCAUACCAAGUCGGUGCGGCAGAACCUGGCCGAGAUGGGCUUGGCCAUGGACCCCAACAAGGCGGUGCCCUUCCGCAAGAGACAGAUGAAGGCCAUGGCAGUGGAUGGUGAGAUGAGGCCCCAGGAGCUUGUACGGAAGCCGUACGUGCUGAAUGAGCUGGAGGCAGAAGCCAGCCUCCCAGAGAAAAAGGGAAAUACGCUCUCUCGGGACCUCAUAGACUACGUGCGCUACAUGGUGGAGAACCACGGGGAGGACUACAAGGCCAUGGCCCGGGAUGAGAAAAAUUACUAUCAGGACACCCCAAAGCAGAUUCGGAACAAGAUCAACGUCUAUAAACGUUUUUACCCAGAGGAGUGGCAAGCCUUCGUUGAUUCCUUGCCGAAGAAGAUGGACACUGAGUGACUGCUUUACACCUGCCCCUGGGCCGGGGUUUCUUGCUGGCCCGGUGAUGCCGGAGUAAGGCCAUCGGGGAACGGUGUGCAGGUUUGGAUGCGGCUGCCACAGCCCGUGGAAUCUGAGGGACACACACACAUGGACACACACACAUAAUUUCUUCUGGGAAAGGAGCUGUUCUCAAAGGCUCCAGUUUGUUCUGGUACUCACGGGAAAGCCAGGAGAGCCGCUUUCAGAGUGGGUGGUUUGAGUGUAGUCUGUCUCAUAAUAAAACAAGGACCUUGACUUUGCUGAUGGUUUUCUACUUGUCCCUGUCAGCCAAGCCCUGUGGCUCCCCUGCAUGGCAGAGGCCAUCUAGUCGUGCCAGCAGGUGUCGCUUCUAUUGACUCUUCUACAAAGCGUGCCAGAACCUGGCCGCUGGCCAGGGGGCUGCCAGAGGGUGAGGAGGGUGACCCACUGAGUGCUCUCCAUGCAGCCUGCCACCUCUGCUUCGUGCCGCCUGAGGUGGGGCUGAGGCCCUCCUUGCCUCCUUCCUCUGGGACUCGUGGGCUGCUGGGUGUCACCCUGGUGUGUCCUGAGCCCUGAGCUCCACAUAGCAUGGCUGUCCUUCUGGGGAGCAGUAUUACAGGCAGGGUGCACAGUAGGCAUUUUAUCCCUGAAAUGGUUACACAAAAACCCUGUUCUGGGGCCAGCACUACGGCUCAACAGGUUAAGCUGCCGCCUAUCACACCAACAUCCUGCAUGGAUGGCUGCUCCACUUCUGAUCCAGCUCUCUGCUAAUGGCCUGGGAAAGCUGCAGAGAAUGGUCCAAGUGCCUGAGCUGUGUGCCCGCAUAGGAAACCCAGAAGAAGCUCUUGGUUCCUGGCUCCGGUUUGAUCUGAUCUUGGCCAUUGUGGCCAGCUGGGAAGUGAGCCAGCAAAUGGAAGAUCUUUUUAUUUCCUGUAAGUGUUUCAAAUAAAGUCUUUAUAUAAAAA